AUGCCCAAGACUGUUGACGAGUGCACGCCAGAUUCAGUGAUGAAAUCAUCAGUUACCACAUCUCCGGGAACAGUUGGAGCAAUUUAUUCUCCGAGCACUCUGAGUGUUCUAUCUUGUGAAACCCAGGGUGAUCCUGGCGUUUCUAUGAAAUAUGGACAUCUCACAGACUCUACCUCGCCGCAAAACGCAUCACACGAGGCAAGGUACAAAGCGGGAUUAGAGCCUGACCAUAUCGUGAGUCUGGGUGAAUAUGUUGGAGCCGACGAAGCUUCUGUCAGUUCUUUAUUCGGCACCGCCUCAUCUAUCGUUGGGCGAGAUAGCGUCUUCGAGGAGGUUUCUCGGUUGAGUGGCGCAUUUGUGAAGCCGCCAGCUGACAGCGAUAAGCAAAUUUUGAUAUGGGGUAGUAUGGAUGAGGUCGAUGCUGCUAAAGCCAAGCUUCAGGAUUUGGUGAUCAAAUAUCGUGAUUUUCACUUAGCAGAAGUCGACAGAUCAUCUCAUGCAGGGACGAGCAGCCAUCAAACUUUGUCGCGUUCCCGUCUAGAAAGACGUCAACUGCCAAGAUUCAAAAAAAAUGAGCCUUGGAGCAAGUUGUCGGUCUAUCACAGCAUUGAAAAAGCUCACCAGAAGCGAGAGGCGAUGGCAUUGGAGGAGCUUCGAAAGGCUCCAGAGAGACUGGAACAAAUGAACAAGCUCCUCUUUCUCUGGCCCGAUGAUGAUUCGACUCCUCAAGAGUGCUUGGGUCGAGACCUAGAGAAGCUCGACAAUCUGCGCUCGGAUCUCCAGGUGAACGCUUUCCUAGACCCGAAAAAUGAAAGUAACAUCAUUGUCACAAGCAUGCAUGAUCUUGAUUACGCUUGUGUGGCUGAGUUUCUCCGAAAUUUAGGGAAAGAAGCAAUGAGAGGGACGGGCAUGUACGUCAAGAAGCUGAUGCUUGCACCCGUCGCUGCAAGAGACGUGGCGAUUGGAAUUGGCAUCGCAAAGAGCAACACUUUUUCGAAGCCCUUUCUGCAGGUCUCAAAAACUGAGGAUGUAACGUUUGUCGAACAAAGCUUGUCUCAAAGUGUCGGUACUGCCUAUUCUCGACACUUUGUAGCAAUCGAAGAGAGCCUACGAACUUCACUUCGUGGUCUCGGUAAUUUUAAUAACCUCCUCAGACUACGAUUCUGCUUUGGUUCCUUCGUUUUGGAGAAAUAUCGCUGUCCAGAGAACAUUAUCGGCUUAUUCAAGCCCUCUCAAUUUGAGACAAUGAUUGGACACAGCGAGGUCAGAGGCCGUCUUGCUGCUGGCUUCAAGAUCGACGCCAAUGAGAUGCUUCAAAGAUUCCGUUGUGCCGAUGAUCUGCUAGAGCCCAUUAGUCAGGAGCGACGUCUCCAUGAGCUUGAACUCAUGGAGCCGACUCAUUCGGCUAUCGUCGAGGUGGUCAAAGGUCCCUAUUCACAGCUUCGGCUGGAGUUAUACCUCAACAGAAUUGGAUCCACUGGCGAAAUCGAGACCAAGGGUCAUCGUUGGUUCAGAACAUGUCCAGGAGAAGAGCAGAGCCUCACGACCCCUUUGCAGCUCGUGAUGAUUGAUUUUUAUCGAGCCGAUUGGCAAUAUACCCUCAAAUCUUUCAACGUGGUAAGAGACAGAGAACUGACCAAAGCGCAACAAGAGCUUGCAUCAGGCAUUCGAUUUGUCGGCACCAUGGACAAUCAGCACUUUGGCUCUGAUGCUACCAUGAGUAUCUUUGUUCCCAAAGGGACACCCGACAUCCGUAUUGUCAAAAAGUCAGCUGUGCAGUUCAAAGUCAAGAAGACGCGCUUACUACUCGAACUUUCUCGUUUUGAUAUCUACAACAAAACCUCUUUUCUGAGAUCACAGUUCGGCUCCACACUUUAUGAUCCGAGCUGGGAUACUCUCAUGGAUGGCACAAAGGCUGGGAAAGGCGGUUCGAGAAUUCCACAAGAGCUCAGUCUGGACAAACUCUUCCCAAUUCCGAGUGAUGGUACUCCAAAGGAAGGCAAAGCCAACGGUCUAUGGUCCUUUCUGGUUACUGUUCAGAAAAUUGCAGAGUUGACCGGUGGGCCAGAGGUCGACUUGGAUAAGAAGACAAGGGAUGAGAGAAUGGCUAAGCUCAUCGGCCACGAGCUUGGAACGUUGUUGUAG
Penicillium oxalicum is the source of this 2145-nucleotide messenger RNA. RefSeq lists its product as uncharacterized. Lineage: Eukaryota; Fungi; Ascomycota; Eurotiomycetes; Eurotiales; Aspergillaceae. The transcript has 7 exons. Bases 1 to 2145 code for a protein of 714 amino acids. The record is from RefSeq and is a predicted model, not a curated record.